Messenger RNA from Bufo bufo (common toad), 4598 nucleotides. It is a transcript of the gene MYLK4, whose product is annotated as myosin light chain kinase family member 4. The record is from RefSeq and is a predicted model, not a curated record. The transcript is spliced from 15 exons. NCBI's taxonomy places the organism in Eukaryota, Metazoa, Chordata, Amphibia, Anura, Bufonidae. Gene Ontology annotation, cellular component: cytoplasm; nucleus. Bases 241 to 2454 code for a protein of 737 amino acids. Gene Ontology annotation, biological process: positive regulation of apoptotic process; intracellular signal transduction; protein phosphorylation. Gene Ontology annotation, molecular function: protein serine/threonine kinase activity; ATP binding.
CUUCAACAGAGAGCUCUCGCAGAACUAUCACUCUGCAACGGCACAGCAGCGCAGUGUUCCUACUGGAGAUGAGGGAUUCUCUGUUGUUGCUCCAAUAAGAGUGAUAGUUUCCACGAUUCAACGUGUGGGAGAAAAGUGUCUGGGUAUUGGGGAGGGAAGCAAAAAGAACAUCUCAAGCUCGCAGAGCAAAGUAUCGGAGACUUAGAAAACCAAAAAGGCACAUUAAUUGCAGAUAAAAGAAUGGAUCAGAAUCAGAAUGGCGAAGACAAUUGUGAACUAAAUGGCAGUAUCUGUAUGUCACUGAAACUUUUAAGAAUGGACAGUAUGGACAUGUGCCGCACCAAUACGAAAACUGAGGACAUUUCACACUUCCAUAAAGUCCAGAUUAUGAAAUGUGUUUGGGAAGAAAAAGACACAACAUUUGCAGAGGACACAGACUGUGAAGAGAUCAUCAAUGAUCAAGUCACAAGUGAAAAGAAGAAAAAUGCUUCCUUGAGUUUGAAGGGAACAAAGUCCUUGAAGAAAAAGAAGCCACCGGAUGCAGAGCGAUCUGUCCAAAACACGCAGUCCUGCAGCUAUAAAGAAAAGGUCCAAAAACUCAAUAGAGAAAAUGCUGAAAAGGCAUCUGUUAUACUCGUUGAGAAACGGUCUCCUGAAAUAAAGGAAGAAGAGAACUUUAUAUCAAUAGAUAUUCCAAACACAAAUGCUGGUGCUAUUGCUGAAGGUGGCUCUCCUGUUAUUUAUUGUGUUAAAGAAGAUGAGCUACCCAUGUGUGCGAGUGAUAAACCGGUUCCAGCAUUGCCAGAGGUCUGUAGCACAGCAGAGGCUGAAGAGGAAAUACUCGACAGUACUGAUGAGAACAAAGAAGAAGGCAAUCUUCUCAUUGUAGUAUCUGAUGAUGAAACAAAUGCACAAAUAGAAAAAAGAUAUGAUGAGCACAAAGUGGGACAUGAAAUUAUUUCUCAACAGAAAGAGGAUGAUAAUGUCCAUAAUAGUACAUUGGAUGAAGAAAUAAAAACUGUGCAUGACUCCUCAGAGUCACUAGCAUCAGAAGAUCUACUCCUAACCAUGAGUGAUUCUGACACAUCUGAUCGCCUUUCUCCAUGCCUAGUGUUUAAAGACACUGAACAAGAAACCACUGCAAUAGAAAGAGUGAGGAGUAAAGAGGAAAUACAACUACUUGUUACUGAGGAAGAAGUAAAAGAAGAAUUGGAGGAGGAAGAAGAAAAAGAAGAUGAUGUUGAGGAAACAUUACAAGAAUCCAAACAAAAUGAUGAAAGCUGCCACAAUGAACAAAUGUGUAAUACUAAGAAACGGGUAACGGACGAUGAUCACUUGAAAGAAGAUAACAAGAAAAGCAGAAAAGAAGCAAAAGCCACAGCAGAGAGCAUAUCACUAGAGGACAGUGAAGAAACAACAGACAAUUUGAAACAAGAGGAGCAAAUAAGUGACAGCACUGAAAAAAAUAAGGAAUCUUUCAAAAAGGAAGAAGAGGGAUUGUUAAUUCUUGAUGUCACACCUCCGCCACCAGCCCCUUUUGAUCACAGAAUUGUCUCAGCCAAACAUUCUCAGAUUAGUAACUUUUACACCGUGGAAAAGACGCACUUGCUUGGCGGUGGGAGAUUUGGACAAGUGCACAGAUGUGUAGAGAAAACCUCAGGGCUUGCCCUCGCAGCAAAAAUCAUCAAAGUCAGAGGACAUAAAGAAAAGGAAGAAGUGAAAAAUGAGAUACAAGUCAUGAACCAGCUGAAUCACACUAACCUCAUCCAAUUAUAUGAUGCCUUUGAGUCCCGAAAUGACAUUGUUCUUGUGAUGGAAUAUGUAGAUGGUGGAGAAUUAUUUGACAGAAUUAUUGAUGAGAAUUGCACCCUCUCGGAAGUGGACACAAUAUUAUUUAUAAAGCAAAUCUGUGAAGGGAUUCAGUACAUGCAUCAAAUGUACAUCAUACACUUGGAUCUUAAGCCAGAGAACAUUAUGUGUGUGAGUCGAGCAGAUUACCAGAUCAAAAUUAUUGAUUUUGGCUUGGCUAGAAGGUAUAAGCCAAGGGAAAAAUUGAAAGUGCACUUUGGCACUCCAGAGUUCCUUGCCCCUGAAGUUGUGAACUACGAUUUUGUCUCUUUUCCCACAGACAUGUGGAGUGUGGGAGUCAUUGCCUACAUGCUGUUGAGUGGGCUCUCACCGUUUUUGGGGGAAGAUGACAAUGAAACACUAAACAACAUCAUUGUAUCUCAAUUCGAUUUUGAAGGAGACGAAUUCCAUAAUAUCUCAGAAUUUGCUAAAGAUUUCAUCUCUAAGUUGCUGAUAAAGGAAAAGUGCUGGAGAAUGAGUGCAAGUGAAGCUAUAAAACAUCCAUGGUUGACAGACUCCAAAUUGCACUACACAAUUAACCAGCAGGUUGCUUCAAAGAAAAAAACUAAAAGCUGUACUGUAUCUGAGGCACCUCUGGGCAAGUGACAUAUUCCAGACUAGUAAUGAACAGAAACACUGCUGUGUGGCGUCUGCUGUGAGACAUUUGAGCAGUUCUGGUGCUGUGACCUUCCAUGAGAUGACUUGGGCAUUUACCAGCUGGACCAUUGCCAUCAACUAAGGGCGGGUCUUGGCAUGACAAGGCUAACUUCACCACUUCCUCUCUCACAUGCUAAAAAUGCUGUGUUCAAGAAUCUUACCAGCUAUUUCCAAGGGUUUGAGAUGUUCAAAUUUCCUUUACUGUGUCUGUAACACAGGUGUAUGUGUCUAGAUGCUUUCUAUAAAUGCAUUGGUUUGUGGUUGUUAAAGUUUUAAAUUAUUUUAUAACAUUCACAACUGCACUACAUGCCUGAAUCAUGGCUCUCUCCUAUCAUACACUCUACUUACUUACACAUAUUUGUGCUAAAUAAGUGUAUGCGACAUUGGAUAUCAGGCUGUCCCACCCUUUUACCCUGGAAUGCUCUUCGUGGUUCCGUUUCUGGGUGGCCUGUUUUUCAAUAAGAUGAGUCAUUUGCAAUCUAAUUAAUGGAUGAAUCACACUCAUAAGCAAUAAGUCAUGUGUAGUGUAGAUUGCUUGUAAUCAUUGCGUUGGAGGAACCAUAUUUCUCUGCACUUGGUGACACUUUUGACUGGACCAACUUGAUAUUUAUAAUGUAAAACUUUGGCUUUGGUAUCUAGAAUAAAAAAGGGAGAGCAAUAUUGCAGGACCGUGGGUGAGUGAAAAUUCCCCCAGAUUCAGGGCUGUAAGGAGCUGGGCUGGCGGCUGCACCAGUUCCUCCAGUAUCUAAUCCGGAAGCUUAACUGGAGGUAGAGGAAAAAGACCAGGACUGUUCGCGGUACCGCUGGGAAGGCACUCUUCUAAAGAAGUGAAGAUAAGAUGAGAGGAUUUAUUGGUGUUUAAAAGCAAUGCAUUUCGGGAUUGGAAGGAUCCCUUUGUCAGGCAGAAUACACCAUCAGGUGGUGUAUUCUGCCUGAUGAAGAGAUCUGCUCGAUCCCAAAAUGCAUUGCUUUUAAAGAACAAUAUGGACUUUCAUUUGAUCUUCACUUCUUUGGAGUCGUGCCUUCCCAGCAGCGCCACAAACAGUCCCGGUCUUUUUCCUCUACCUCCAGUAAAACCUUGGCGUUGUCAGACCUAAGAUAUUUUGUUGCUGCCGUCUGAAAAAAAAUGUUGCCUUUUUAUGGUUGAUAUCAUAUUGCUUUAGCUCAUAAUGUUUCUAGUUGGUCCAUCAAAACAUGUCCAAAAUGAGCUCAGUGUGUUAAUACAGACAUUUUAACACAAGGCAUUCAUGCCAAAAGCAAAGUGCCAGGGAUAAUCAGUUGACGCAGCAGAUUUUUUCACAGUCUGGAUGAGAAUUCUUAAAUUCUCAUCCACAUUGCUGAUACCAUAAAAGACUGCGGAUGUGCCACAUGCAAAUCCGCUGUGGCAAAUUUGCAGUGUUCAUGCCCCGUGUGGACAUAUCCGUAUAUGUAAAACUAGAAUAGAAAAUUGCAGCAGGAAACUUCAGAAUAGGUGUUCACCACUUGAAAAGUUUUAAAUUAGUGAAUUUAAUAGAAAUUUGUAUCUAUAGACUUCAUUUGAGAAUUCACAAUAGUCUUUAGAACUGAAAACUUACUUCUUUAAAAGGAUAGAAUGAUCCAUAAACUGUAAAAAUUUAAAAGGGUUAGCCCAUGAACAGCAUGUAUUACCUAUAGAUAGGAUACAUGAUAAAGGUAUGAUUACUGGGGGUCUGACCCAUGAGAAUGAGGGACCUCAAGCCCCCUCUGUGAAUAAAGCAGUAGUAAGAACGUGUGACCACCGCUCUAUUCACUUCUGUGAAACUGCUGAAGAUAGCCAAGCGUUGUACUCAGCAGUACCAUAGAAGUGUCAUUACUACUCCAUUCACAUAGGGAAGGUGGGCAUCCCUGUCCUCAUGAUUGGUGGGGGUCCCACCAUUCAGGCUCCCAGACAUCAUACGUUUAUCAGCUAUCUGGUGGAUAGGUGCUAAAUGUUUUUAUGGGUCAGCGCCUUCAAAUAAAGGAUCUGCUUUAAUUCCAGAAAUACUGUAGCUCCAAUCUUAUCUAUGGGUUGAAACUGAUAUUGCAACUGAAACUGAUUCAGUUGUAUGUGAGCCGCAAUACUAGACUUAGCCCAU